Molecule: messenger RNA, 5935 nt
Organism: Pelodiscus sinensis (Chinese soft-shelled turtle)
Lineage: Eukaryota; Metazoa; Chordata; Testudines; Trionychidae
Source: RefSeq, a predicted model, not a curated record
UUAGAGAUUAAAAUAUUUUAUGUCUGAUGGCUUCUGGCAUAAACAAAAUUCAUCAGCCCGGGACUUGCAAUGAAGCUAGAGCCGCUCACUGCAGCUCGACAGGGGAAUGCAACCAAGAACUCCACCUGAAAAUGUGCAAGAAGAUUGCCCAGCUCACCAAGGUAAUAUAUGUUUUGAACACUAAAAAUGAUGAGCAUGAGGCCAGUAUACAGACUCUUACAGAAGCCCAUCAAGAGGAAAUUCAGCACAUCCUUGCUGAGACCAGAAAAACCAUUCUCCAAUAUAAAUGCAAAGUAGGAGAGGAGCAGGAGCUACAUAAGCAUGUUCACACUCUUGAAGAUACACUGGAGCAACACAGGCUAAACAAAGAAGCCUUAGAAGAAUUUACCAUGUGCAAGAAGCAGGUGGAUGAGAGGGCAUUCAGAACAGAGGCAAAACAUGCUGAAAGGAUCAUUACCCUUUCCAAGGAGAUGCUAGAUACAAAAACAGACUUUGAAAACAAGUCUCAACAUUUCAACAAGGAAUCUGAGAGCCUGGUAAAUGAAUGUAAGCUACUUAGGCAAGAGAAAUUGGAUAAAAAGGAGACAAUAGAUGAAAAAUGUAACCUACAGUUGCAGACUCUAAUUAAUGAAAUGGAAAACCUCAAGAGGGAGAACCAGAAAAUAACUGAAGAAUAUGUCCAGAAAUCCAGCAAACUACACACCCCUUCCAAGAAAGAAAAAGAGAUGUUGAAAAAGACCAUGCAGCAGGCAGUGACUAAUACACAGAAACAGCGCCAGCAAAGAGCAACAGAGCAAAAGAAAAGUUCUGGGGCCCUGGAAGCUGCCUUGCUGGAGCAGGUGAAGAAGCUGGAAACUGAGAUGGAAGUGAAAGGUCUAAAGAUAAAUGAGUUGAAGAAUCAUUCCCAGAAGCUAAUGGAGAGGAUGCAGGAUUUGGAAAUACAGCUCAAGGAAUCACAACAAGAGAUGCUGGAGUCCAAAAGCACAGUGAAAAAAGUGGAAGAAGAACUGACUGUAGCCAGAGAGAGGCUCAUGUUGCAGGAGAAUGAAAUAUUGAGUAAAGCAGAAGAAAUGGAAACUAUACUGAAUUCCCAAAGCAAAGCUGAGAAAGAAGUAGAUGAACUGAAGAAUCAAAUAAUGCAGAUGAAGCAAAUGACCUCUACCAAACAGAGCCAAACCAAGAAAGGCAGUGAAGACACACAAGUAUUUACAAAGCCCAUGGAAGUUGCAGCUACUGAAACAGAAGAUAUGAAGCAACAGCACAAAGAAGAACUUCAUAAAAUUAAAUGGCAGUCAAAUGAGAAAACGCGUCGGAAGGAUCAGGAGAUGCACAGAGUUUUGACGAUCCUAGAUGAGCCUGAAAUAACUUUGGAUCCAGCAAAACAACAUCACAUGGCUCUGUUUCUACAGCAGAAAGAUGGGUCUAAGUUGCAGAGAGAAAGUGGCAAAAGCCAAGAGCCCUUAAGAGCACAGACAGGGACCAGACAUGAAGCCAAGCCACGGCUAGAAAGUGCACGUGUCCCCAAAAGGGAAGGCAGGCAUUCUUUUCUCACUGCUUUCCAGAAAGAGAAGACAAAAGAAGCAAAGACCUUGCAGGAAGAACGGCAAAACCAAAAGUCAAAUUUACAAGUGCAGGUUGCUCAGCUAAAGCAAACUUUAGCUCACCAAGCAAAUAACUUCAAAGAAUCUCUGAAGGAGCAGACUCUACAGUCCAGCAAAGAAAAAGAAAAGCUUUUACAGGAUCUUCAGGACACUGUAAAACAAAGCCAGAAUUGUAAAGCUCAGCUGGAGGCAUCACAUCAGAGAACCCUACACAUGCUAGAAAAAAGCAAAAAUCAAGAACUCAAGGAGGUAGAGGAACAUUUGAAGAAGCAAUAUGAUGACAACAUCAAAAUCCAGCAUCAGUUUCACAGAUUGGAAGUACAGGCUUUGGAAGAGAAAGCAAAAAAAGAGGGUGAAAUUGAAUGGAUACAAAAACAACAAGCUGCAUUGAUAGAAACAUUGAGGAUGGAGCUAUCUGAGCAUCACACAUCCUGUAUAAGUCACACAAAACAAAUGGAAGAACUCCAGCUGGAACUGAAGAGUGUGAGAGCACUAAAGAAACAAGAGGAAGGAAGCAAGCAAAACCAAAUUAAAUUUCUUACUGAGGAACUGGAGAAAUGUCAGAAUGAGAUUGCUGGGCUCAAGAAGGAGAAUUUGCUUCUAAGGGACACAACGGAACUGCUGAAUUCAGGGGCGGCCUUACAGAAGCAAGAGCCUCCACUGUCCCCUUGCCUUCAGGACAAUGAGAAGCAGCACAGGCUCCUGGAAGACCUCAAAGUCAAGCACAAAAGAGAACUGGACAUCUUGAAACAAGAGCACCAUAAAGAAAUCCAGAAUAUGGUAUCGGAUUUCAGUAGUGCUCAGGCCCAGCUCCAAGCAAAGAUUGUCUCCGUAGAAACCGAAUGUAAAGAAUUAGAAGAGAAACUAAAAAAGCAAGAACCCAGGCCAGAAGAUAUGCACCUUAUAGGCUGCUUGCAAAACAAAUUAAGUGAGAGAGAAGAGAUUAUCAGACAGCUGACGGAGGGAAGAAAAUUUCAGCAUUUGCUGUUAUCCAGCACUGAAUCUCAUCGGAAUAGAUCCUUUUCUUUCAACCCUACUCCUGGAUGCUUAACUCCUUCCACCAAGCAGAAGAAACUAAAUGAGGUGCCAAGCCGUGUUGUCAGUGUUCCGAAUUUAGCCUCCUAUGCGAAGAACUUCUUGAGCUGUGACUUGAGAUCAAAGAGAACAGCGCCUCCAAUAACAAAAUCUACAAGUUUAGACCAGAGUGCGGGCUCCAUCAGGGCCAGCUAUCAAUCAGCGCAAUCUUCAGACAGUAGCUAUGCUGCAAGAAUACAAGACAAUGAAGUACCCCAAACCAAAGAUGGCCAGAAACAAGACCCCCGGCAUCAGGAAUGGUUUACUAAAUACUUUUCAUUCUAAACUCAAUUAUUUCCAAAGUACUGAGAAAGAUAACUUCCCUUAAUUUCACACUCAUGUGAAAUGUUUAAUCAUUGGGGAAAAAAAGUUUGAGUUGCACACAGCUUAAUAGGAAUCUUAGUGUUCUUGGCAACCAGCUACUAUGGGAUUCAAGAGUGGGUGCCUUAGAAAUAUGAUUAUAAAUAACCAUUGCAAACAUGAAGGCAGGUUAGGUGAAAAAUGAUGGGUAUAUUGUCAUCCCAAUAGCCUGGUGUUGCAGAGAAAUAAUCCUUGAUAUCAAGACAAACUGUUCUACAGUUGUACAGGCAGAGUGCUGAAUUUGUUCCCCAGGGACUCCUGUCCCUGUCUGGCUUUCUCUUACAAAAAUACCUUAACUUUAUUUUGUGCAUGUUUUAGGAUAUAAACCCAUGUAUGAUUAUUUAUUGCAUCCCAUGCGCUCUCAUUUUAUUAUUUAAUAGUCAAAAUAAAUGGGGGGAAAUUACUUGUAAUGGGUGUUUGAUUAAUCUGAUAGUUUGUUUCACAUUUGUUAUUUAGGGUGCAGCAUUUUGACAGACUAUACCGUUGGGUGCUUUUAGAAUUAUUAAUAUAACUAGAUUUACCUGGCUUUGCUCGGGUGUUUAACUCUAAGUUUUUACUUAAAUAAUUGUUUUGAAGUGGGCCUGGGAAUGAGGGGUUUAGUAUGCAGACUGGCCUGGGGAGAGGGAACAAUCCCAACCCUCUCGCACUUCAGCAGUUUAGGGCCAGGUGAGAAGUGCCCAUGGCCACUGCAGCAGGCACAGCUGGAAAAGGCGUGUGUGGGUGUAGCUCAGCUGGGGGACAGAAACACACAGACUGUCUGAAGUAUAUAGUAGCUAGCUGUCCCUUUCUCCACCUGUCCCUUGCUUGCCCAAUGGGGUUGCAGCUAUCCCGGUCCCCAUCUCUGGACCCUUGCUGCCUCUAUGUAGUCAUUCUACAGCGUAAUGCCUCCCUUUCAUAAGAAAUAAUCAAAUCCCAGGCAUAUCCCAGUGUCUUGGCAAAACCAAAUCCUUACCUUGCUUUAAGUUAUGAUAAGAGGAUGCUGCAUACCAAAUUUGAUAGUCUAGCUCUUACUUUUUAGCAGUUCUUGAACAAACUGACUCACGGAUGGACAGAUACACAUUUUAAAAAUGUGUAAGAUUAGAAUGGGGUAUUAUUGCAUCUGCAAUUGUAUAGGCAGCUGAUUACAAGAUACUAUUCUCAUUAAACAUAUUUAAGGAUCAGUCUGAGAAAUUCAUGAUAAAAUUCAACUAUGAACAUUAAUAAAAUUUGCUUACAGAUCAAAUUCAUGUUUUACACUUCAAUUCAUUAUGCAGAAUUUUGAACCAGAGUCUGUACAAUUCAUAAAGUUUCAAGUUUAUGAAAGAUGGAUAUUUAGUACAUACCAUCCAUGUGUAUCUUCAGUAUUCCUACUGUGGGUAUCUAAGCACUAAGUACAUCAAACCAUUGAAAUAACCAAAUUAUUUACAUCUUGUUCAGACACUGCUCAUCAUUCAGACAUACUUUAAAAAGUGUGCAUCUUAAACUAAAUUGCCUACCUGAAGCUGGCUUAGCUGCAUCCCACCCUGACAUUGGACAACAAGGAGUUGCACAUCUGAGCCUACUAUUGAAACACCUGUAACUUUCAGACCCCUUUGCCAGGUCUUAGCCUCCUCAGGUAACCAGACCAAUGCUAGGUGACUUGUGUGGGUGAUUUUUCCCUUGACAAACAAGAUCAGAGCAGAAGCCAGUUUUUUCUCUACAGUGCUUUUUUCAAUAGGGACCAUGAAGGUUUAACAAUCCCAUGUUAGGCGUUUGCCACUAACCCACUAGAACUGCAGUCCAAGACAGCAAUACAAGAACAAGAGACAAAAUGGAGCUUGCAGCUUAGUAGAGAGAGCAUUCAGUCUUACACAGAAUGUGAAAGUUGUACAGAUAUUCUCUAAACUGCCAGAACUGCAUCAUAAUAUGUCAUCAUACAUCAUUCCAGUGAGCACAAGCUACUCCAUGAUAUGUUUAAAAGUCCAAGAGGGAUAGCCAUAUUAGUCUGUAACUUUAAAAACAAUGAGUAGUCCCGUAGCACCUGAAAGACUAACAAAAAUAUAUAUAGUAUCAUGAGCUUUUCUGGGAAAAAUCCACUUCUUCAGAUGAUUAUUGUAUGGCGUGUGAAAAUAUGUAGCAGUCUCCUACAUGAAAAUAAGCUUCAGGCUACUGUUCAAGUCAAGCAGAUGGCUUCCUUGAGUCAACAAUUUAAAGAGCGGCUUUGAGAGAACGUAACUCCCAACUUCUGGAGUUAAAUAUCUCCUGUGUUGAAGCUUCUCUCCACUGAUGGCAGAGUGAAAACAAUUUAAAUCUACCCUCUAAAGGGAUUUUAAUUUAUACUUUUUUUCCUGCAGUAAUACUUUGAGUAAAUUGGCAAGCACAGAGCAGACAAGCUUUCUGGUUCCCUCACUUACAAUAUCUCAGCUAAUUAGCCACAUGGUACACAAUCAGGCAGUACUUUCUCCACUCUAUUUGCACUCCAGGUGCAGCAGCCUGAAACUGGCAACACUCAAUUUCUAGCGAUUCAGCUUAAUCUGCUUUAAUGAGGAAAGCCAACAACUUUCUUCUAAGUUGCCAAACCCUUAAGCUGAGUGGAUAUCAUUUCAGGAGGAAAGGGGGGGGAUCAUAAGUUUGUAGAAACAGAGCAUGGAAAGGGUAGGAAAUUACAAUCAUUUUGCUUUGAUGGAGGAUGACUAGAAAAUAUUAAAUAAUAUCUCCAUCCUGUUCCUACAAAAAGUUACCCUACAAGAUUUUAAAAGCAUCACAUGCCAGAGCAAUUUACCAUUGGCACCAACAUCCUGUCAGCUCUUGUCUACACUAGGAAAAAGAUGCAUUUUUGAUAUACAUCUUCUCGCCUCCCAUUGGCUACAUCUACACUGGCAUGAUUUUGUGCAAGAACUCUUUUGCAGAAGAGUUCUUGUGCAAAAACUCUUCCAGAAGAG